Neopelma chrysocephalum (saffron-crested tyrant-manakin) is the source of this 2608-nucleotide messenger RNA. RefSeq names its product adhesion molecule with Ig like domain 1 (gene AMIGO1). Gene Ontology annotation, biological process: brain development. Bases 176 to 1666 code for a protein of 496 amino acids. Gene Ontology annotation, molecular function: protein binding. The transcript has a single exon. Lineage: Eukaryota; Metazoa; Chordata; Aves; Passeriformes; Pipridae. The record is from RefSeq and is a predicted model, not a curated record.
CCUGAGUGCCACUGGGUGACCAACCCACCCUGGACUGUGACUCUGGGUGACUGACCCACCCCUCCUGGGGACACGGGGUGACCGAACCCACCCUACCCGGGUACAGGGGGUGACCGAACUCGCCCCGUCCCCCACCCCGGGUGUCCUCCCGGCGGCCCCGUGCCCUGGUGCAGCCAUGGGUGCGCUCGGGGGUGCCCCAUCCCCGCCGUCCCCGCCGUCCCUGCUGCUGGCCCUGUUGCUGCUGUGCCCGGGGGGCUCUGCGGGCGGGUCCUGCCCCGCUCACUGCAUCUGCGCCUCCAACCUGCUGAGCUGCUCGCAGGCCAACCUGAGCCUGGUGCCGUCGCCGCUGCCGCGCUUCGCCUCCGUGCUGGACCUGAGCCACAACAACGUGUCGCGGCUGCGCGGGGACUGGAGCCCGGUGCGGCUCCCGCACCUGCACACGCUGCUGCUGAGCCACAACGGGCUGACCUUCGUGUCCACCGAGGCCUUCGCGGCCGUGCCCCGCCUGCGCCACCUCGACCUGUCCAACAACCGCCUGCGCGCGCUGGACGAGAACCUGUUCAGCGACCUGGGCGAGCUGGAGGUGCUGCUGCUCUACAACAACGAGAUCUCCAGCGUGGACCGCACGGCCUUCGAGAACCUGGGCCGGCUGCGCAAGCUCUACCUGGGCCGCAACCGCAUCGCCCGCUUCCCGCUGGAGCUGCUGCGCGAGGGCUCGCGGCUGCCGCGCCUGGCGCUGCUCGACCUGUCGUCCAACCGGCUGCACAACGUGCCCGCCGGGGAGCUGCAGGCGCUGCCCGCCUGGCUGCGCGACCGCCUCUACCUGCACGACAACCCGCUGGGCUGCAACUGCGCCCUGUUCCAGCUGCUCGCCCGCGGCCGCCGCCGCCGCCUCAGCGCCGUGCUGGACUUCCAGGAGGAGCUGACGUGCCGCCUGCCCGGCUCCCCGCCCGCCUCCGUGGCCAUCCUGGAGCUGGCGGGGCGGCAGGACCUCAACUGCAGCGAGGCGCGCGAGGCCGUGCUGGAGGCUCACCUGGGCGACAGCGUCACCCUGGGCUGCGACAGCCGCUGGCAGGAGGGCAGCCGCCACUGGGUGACGCCGGCGGGGGACAGGGUGAUGCCGGGGGACGGCGGCGGCAAUGGCACGGUGGCCCUGCUGGCCAACGGCAGCCUGGAGCUGCGGGCGCUGCGGGCCGAGGACGCGGGCACCUACGCGUGCUGGGUGGCGGGGCCGCUGCUCAACGAGACCCUCUACGUGGAGCUGCUGGUGCACAACUUCACCCUGCACGGCCCCCACGACACCCUGAACACGGCCUACACCACGCUGGUGGGCUGCAUCCUGAGCGUGGUGCUGGUGCUCAUCUACCUGUACCUGACCCCGUGCCGCUGCUGCUGCUGCCGCGCCGCCGAGAAGGCGCCGGCGCCGCGCGACGACAGCAUCAACUCCUCGGUGCUCAGCACCACCCCAAACCACGACGGGGGGCACGGGGGGGGGCACGGCGAGCCCCGGCCCGCCCCGGGGGGGGGCUCCGGGCAGAACGGCAGGUUCAAGGGAGGGGCGGGGACCCCCCCGCCGGCCGCCCCCCGGGGCCCCAAGGGGCAGAGGAAGGUGUCCGACCCCGACUCGGUGAGUUCCGUGUUCUCCGACACCCCCAUCGUGGUGUGAGCGGCGCCGGGGACGGGCCCCGGGACGUCCCGUGAGCUGUCCCCGGGAAGGAGGGGUGGCCGGACCCCCGCUGCCGCGUCCCCAGGUUGGGGGUCACCCCGUUGCCCCCCAGGACUGAGCGUUGUCGCCGUCCCCCCUCUGCCGAGGUCACUGUCACUGCGGGACCACGAGGGACGAGCGUGUGAGGGGACGCGGUGGGGACGGUCCCCAGGCAGGAGGGGUGGCCGGAUCCCCACCACCGUGUCCCCAGCUUGGGGGUCACCCCGUUGCCCCCCAGGACCUGCCGAGGGCACUGCAAGGGACAAGGGUGUGCAAGGACACUGGCAGGACACGGUGGGGACAGUCCCAGGGACACCCCAUGUCCCCGCUGCUGCCGUGACAGUCCCCAGGCAGGAGGGGUGGCCGGACCCCCAGCACUGUGUCCCCAGCUUGGGGGGUCAUGGCAUUGCCCCCCAGGACUGAGAUCACCCCAGGAGCCCCCCGAGGUCACCGUGGGACUGUGAGGGAUGAGGGUGUGAGGGGACACGGUGGGGACAGUCCCAGACACCCCUGAUGUCCCCACCGCUGCUGGGACCUGUCCUGGCAGAGGGGUGGCCGGACCCCCAGCACCGUGUCCCCAGCUUGGGGGUCACCUCAUCCCCCCCAGGACUGAGCAUCACCCCCCAGGACCGCCCAGGUCACCGUGGGACCGUGAGGGACAAGGGUGUGAGGGGACACCAGAAGGACCCCCCAGGGACACCCUGUGUCCCCCCCACUGCUGUGACAGUCCCCAGAAUGGAGGCGUGGCCAGAUCCCCCCCCACUAUGUCCCCAGCUUGGGGGUCACCCCAUCACCUCCCAGGACCCCCCCAGGUCACUGUGGGGACAACGUGGGCACCGCAGAGCAGGGGGGGCCCCACUGGUGACAGUGACAGCGCUGUGACCCCCCCAGGAUCCUCCCAGA